AUGUGUAGCACCAGCUGUCCUCUGACUGAAAACCCUGCAGCCUACAUCUGGUACAGGAACAGAGAGUUUCUCUAUCAGGACUGGUCUCCCUGGUACCAACAGCUGGUCAGCAGUGACAAAGCAGUCAGAUACUCCUGUGCUAUCAAAGGCUACGAGGGUCUCAGAGCCCCUGAAGUCUCCGUGGAAGUACAUGUUCAAAGGACUCCUGCAGCCACACCGGGCCACGUCAUAUUGACCUGUAACACCAGCUGCCCUCUGACUUCCUUUAAAUGGUAUAAGAAUAGACACUUAGAUGGAAAUCUUGAGAAACCACAGCAAACAGUGCUCAGCACCUCUGCUGACAGCUUCUCCUGUGCUGUGAAAGGACGUGAUGACCUGCACUCUGCUGAAGUCUGUACUGAGGAUAACAACUGCUGGUGUGUGAAUUAUGUCAGCAGCAGAAUUUGUGCACUGGAAGGUUCUUCAGUGAACAUUUCUAGUAAAUAUUCUCAUCCUGAAAAGCAGCAGCCAAAGUCUAAAUUAUGGUAUAAAACACAGAGAAGUUGGACGGAAGAAGCUGAAGAGCCGAUUAAGGCUGCACGUCGUGUGGAGUAUUAUGACGUGAAGAAUCACCACAUCCUGAGAAUUAAAAACCUGAAGAAGAAUGACUCAGCAGAAUACACAUUCAGACUCCAGAAAGAGCCUAAUGGAGAAUGGACACAGUCUGAUUUACCUGGAGUGACUCUGGUUGUCACAGUCCUGAGAGUGAAGUUUACUCCUUCUGCAGAGGUGACAGAGGGCCAGAGAGUCACACUGACCUGCAGUACCAGCUGCCCUCUGACUGACAACACAAACUACAUCUGGUACUUGAACAGUCGACGUUUGACCGGGCCAGAGACCCAAAACAAACACCUGGUUCUAGAGCCAGUCAGCAGUCAGCAAGCAGGAAAGUACUCCUGUGCAGUCAAAACCCACAACAACAGCAGCUCUCGUGAAAAGACUCUCACUGUCCAAAGUAAACCGGGGAAAUGGUCACCAGCAGCAGCUGCAGGAGUCUUUGCUGCUCUCCUGGUUUUAAUACCUCUCGCUGUCUUCUUGUGGAUUAGAAGAAAGAGGACUUCUAGCCAAUCUCCUGGAACUGAAACCUCUGAAAACAACUUGGAGCAGAUAAACCCUGGUCCCAUGUAUGAUGAAAUCUCAGCUCUACCAACAGAGCAGGAGGAUCUUUACUAUAGCACUGUCCACUUCGGUCAGAACAACACAGACACUCUCUACAACACAGUCCAGUCACAUCAGCCGCAAGAACAAGAGCACAUCCCCUAUGUUGUUGUGAACUUUAGUACCAACGCAACCCCUGAGCACGAUGGCCAGGCAGCAGAACCCUAGAAUUUGUACAGCACAGCAAACAAAAACUUAAACAGAUUGGAUGUAACAACACACCUGUCUGUGUUAUGUAUGUAACUUGGAUAUGUUCUGUACAUUAUCCCUGCAUUGCAUUUCCAUUUAUGGACUUCAAUUGAUGAUCUA
Micropterus dolomieu (smallmouth bass) is the source of this 1506-nucleotide messenger RNA. RefSeq lists its product as uncharacterized. The record is from RefSeq and is a predicted model, not a curated record. The transcript is spliced from 7 exons. Bases 1 to 1365 code for a protein of 454 amino acids. Lineage: Eukaryota; Metazoa; Chordata; Actinopteri; Centrarchiformes; Centrarchidae.